GGCGCGUGUGUUGGCCGGUCAGUGGCACUGUGGUCCUCUCUUUCUCAUCGGGUCCGUGUUGCAUUACAAAGGCAACAAUAACAACAGCUGCACUUAUCACACUGAGAGGACUUGACACAGAAACAUUCAGAAAGAAAGAGAGGUGUUUCUCCCGCUCCUCGCUCACUCACUCCCUCCAGCCCCGUGAAGCUGUUGCACUUGUUCCAGGCUCUCGUCUGUUGUCAGUCUGUUGUGCAGCUUUAUGUCAAGGCGCGGGGUUGUUGGCUGGUGUCAUUUCUGCGCGUCAACAAUAAGGAGCACGCUGCUGGAGCGACGCGUUUGAAAUGAGCGCAUUUCACUCAAUGGGAUUUUUAUAUUUAGCUCGGUAAGGGACGCGCUGGAGGAGCAGCGGGGCAGCGGGGAGAGGAGACCCCCCGAUCCCACUGGUGGCCAACAUUUUGAGCCUUUUCUCUGCGUCUCCAGACCCCAAAACUUGGCGUUCAUACCGCGCUGUGCGUUAUCAGGGUGUGUGCGUGUGCGCGUGUGUGUGUGUUAGAAAAAAAAAAAGGGGGGAAUAGCGCAAAUUUCUCUCCAGCUCCAAAAGGGGAAAAGAUGAUGAUGAUGGCCGGUGGCGGCGGAGCAGCCGUGGACCAUAACGGGAUUUACGCCGACCUCCACAGCCUCCAGCAGCCCCUCAUGGAGCCCGAUAACCCGGACUCCCGCAAACGACCGCUGGAAACUCCGGCGGAGGAGGCCGGCUGCACCAAGCGGACCAACACCGGAGAGGAGGGCGAGUACUUCCUGAAGGUGCUGAUCCCCAGCUAUGCAGCCGGCUCUAUAAUUGGCAAGGGCGGCCAGACCAUCGUACAACUGCAGAAAGAGACGGGUGCCACCAUUAAGCUGUCCAAAUCCAAAGACUUCUACCCAGGAACAACAGAACGUGUCUGUCUGAUACAGGGUACAGUCGAAGCUCUCAAUGGUGUUCACAACUUCAUUGCGGAGAAAGUCCGUGAGAUGCCCCAGAGCGCCCAGAAACCCGAACCUGUCAGCAUACUGCAGCCACAGACCACCGUCAACCCUGACCGCGUCAAACAGGCCAAAUUGAUCGUGCCCAAUAGCACGGCUGGGCUGAUCAUUGGCAAGGGUGGAGCCACAGUGAAAGCUGUGAUGGAGCAGUCAGGGGCUUGGGUGCAACUCUCCCAGAAGCCAGAGGGCAUCAACCUCCAGGAGCGAGUGGUAACCAUCAGUGGGGAGCCUGAACAGAACCGCAAGGCUGUGGAGAUCAUAGUGCAGAAGAUCCAGGAGGACCCUCAGAGCAGCAGCUGUCUCAACAUCAGCUAUUCUAACGUCUCGGGUCCAGUGGCCAACUCCAACCCCACUGGAUCCCCCUACGCCAACACGGCUGAGGUCAUGCCCAACGCGGCCGCAGCUGCUGCCACUGCCUCCAGCCUUCUGGGUCAGGCCGGCUUGACGGGAAUGGGUGCCUUCCCCACCGCCAUGUCUAGCUUCUCUGGCAAUGACCUGUUGGCCAUCACCUCAGCCCUCAAUACAUUGGCCAGCUAUGGCUACAACACUAACACCCUUGGCCUUGGCCUCAACCCUGCAGCUGCCUCUGGGGUUCUUGCUGCAGUAGCAGCUAGCGCUAACCCAGCUGCUGCUGCUGCAGCUAACCUGCUGGCCUCCUAUGCCAGCGAUGCCUCAGGCAGUGCUGGCCACCCUGCUGCAGGCCUUGGUGGGUUCUCCCUGGGUUCUCUAGCAGCUGCUACAGGGGCUUCCAAUGGUUACCUAAAUGCUUCAUCCCCGCUGAUGGCCUCCUCUCUACUGGCAGCAGAGAAGCUGGGAGAUGGGGCCAAGGACGUGGUUGAGAUUGCUGUUCCUGAAAAUCUGGUUGGUGCCAUUUUGGGGAAAGGAGGGAAAACGCUGGUCGAGUACCAGGAGCUAACAGGAGCCCGAAUCCAGAUCUCCAAAAAGGGAGAGUUCAUUCCUGGUACUCGGAACCGUAAAGUUACCAUAACAGGGUCGCCAGCCGCUACACAAGCAGCGCAGUAUCUGAUCAGCCAGAGGAUCACGUACGAGCAGGGUGUGCGUGCUACCAACCCACAAAAGGUGGGCUAAAAGGAAAAAGAAGAGGAAAGAAGGAAAGGAUGAAGACAGAGAUAGAAGGGAAUUGAGAGGGCCACGAUGAAUAGAAAAAAGAAAUGUCCAAAUAUCUGUUCAAUAUUUCAGUAACAAAUGAGAGAAUCACAAAGGAGGAGGUGGGGGAGACAACCAAGAUAAGUGUGUGUGAUAUGUGAAUGUGUUUUAAGGACUGACGUCCUGAUGUUUUUUAAAAGUUUGUCUCGAGUCCUUUUGAUGAUGGUGAUCAGAGUAAGCUGAACUGGUCCACUGCCAAGCUGCAGAUUCAAGGGUGAAGCCGCAGGGUUUCACACUUCUCCAAAACCUCAUAGCUGUUUUAUUUUCCAUUUUUUGUUUGGUUUUGUUGGUUUUAAUUUCAGUUGCAAACCUCAGCUCCCGGCGAGUUGAGCGGGUCAGAUGAAGUUCCAGCUAAUAGAGCUGUUCUACAAACCUUGCUCUUUGUAUACAAUGCAGAAGGCAUUGUUAACAGGCGACAGGUUUUAUGACAUGCACCUGAGGUCAUCUCAAUCUAUGGGGAAGCAAUCUGAGUAUAUUCAUGUCUACUUUCACAUAAGUUGAAUUUUGGCUCAUAUCAUGAUUGACGUUUCUAAAUUUGGGUAUUUUAUAUUUUCAUCCUUUAUUUAUUGACAUGGUCUCAUUCAAACACAAAUAGAUUAUUUAAACCUGCGAAUGCAGGUUGAUCUGAAUGUAAAAACAAUAUUAGCCUGAUGCUAUUUUUUAUUUACAGGGAUCAAACAUUGUGUUGCAGUGAAAGAAAUGUAUAACUCAAACCCAGGCUGAACUUCACUGUUGCUGUCUGCAAGAAUAGUUCAGGGGUUAAAUAAUCAAUGUGAGAGGAUAGAGGAGACACACAGGAAUGUAUAAAUAUAUUUUACAUGAACUUACAUAGAUAAUGCUCCCACAAAUGCACAAACACUGAAACAUAUUUGCAUAUUCAGCCACAGCUACCAACACAGAAAUAUGUUUGUUGUUUAACCCUUUCUUGGUGCUAUAGGAUUAGGUUCAUAUCUCCUUAAACAUGAAAUCUCUCUGGCGACCAAUCUCGUUACUUGAUUAGACAAAUAAGCUGAUGUAUCAUCCAGCCAUUAGUAGCCCAUUAGAUCUGACCCAGCCUCUCCCCUAAAAUAACUGAUUUCAGCGUUUCAUGAUGGAAAGCAAUCCAGUCUCCAUCUAAACUCCCAAUGCAGGUCUUCUUUUUUCCAAAAAUUCUCUAGAUUUUACCUGACAGUGUUUUUGCCUCAGUCGCACAUUUGUAACCCAAGAGGAAUAACUUAAAGCUCAGUCUACCUUGAUGCAGUGUCUAACCAGUUUAGUUCACAAAGGGAACAAAGCACUACAAAAGCAUGUUGUGAAGAAAAGCUGUAUGAACCAAUAUCUGUGAACAAAGAAGCGAUUGCCUUUACAUUAAGGGUACCAAAUAGUCAAAAGACGUAAACUAAUGAAAGGGAAGUAGACUGACACUUGAAAAGAAGGUUUGGGCUCAUUUUUUCUUUGAGCCAUCCUUCCCAAUUUGCAUCAAGACAUAAAAAAACUACAACUCUGUAGUUCAUGCCUGUUAUCGUUCCCGAAACAUGUUAUCGCUCACUAACUUCAUGUGGCGCACAUAUUAAAACAUAGCAAAAUGUUUUGGCAUCAUUGUCUGUUACGGGCAAUUGUUUGUCUAAUGCAGGGAGGCAAAUUAUCUAGAGCAUUUACAAGCACGCAAAGAUUACCUUGGCUUCCUUCUGUGCUGCUAUCCAUGGUGUUCAUCCUGAGUACACUGGGUCUCUGAAGACUGCACUGUGAGACAUUACAAACACAAUGUAAAGCGUGUCUGUCCCUGCAUGGGAUGUGAGUAUAUUUUAAUGUGCACAUCUGUGUCACAUACACAAGACGUACCAAUACUGACAAAAGGGAUAUCACCACAAGAGCAUUCUCACUCCAGCGUCUUGUGAUGUUUUUGUUUACUAGUACUAAUGCACUGCAUUUAAAUUAGCGGACAUUUUUCUGGUCAGAGAACCACAAAUUAUCCCCCAACCACAUUUUCUUGCACUGUUAUUCUCCAGCCCUAUUGCGUCCACUUCCAACACUGUAUCGAGACAUCUUUCAAUUCUCCUCAUCAACCCAAGCUCUAUGAUCAGCUUCCUGAGUACACGGCUGUGAGGGUUGGUGCUGAGUAGUUUCCAAGAAAAUCAGAACCACUCCCAUUUUUGGGGAAAUUUAAUGAAUAGCCUUGUCUUUUUUCAUUAUCACAAUUCUUGUUUGAAAGUAAAUGGAUUUGCAAGUGUUUGAAACAACUCUUUGUGUCCGAACAUUGUGCGUGCCAAUUGCAACAGUAAGCCUUUCUUCCUAACUGAAAUCGUUCCUUUCACUACAUGUCUAAAAGGCUUCACAGUCAUCCAUAACUACAAUGUGGCCACUAGUGAAAUCUUAGCGUAAGAUAACCUUUUACUGCCCAAGAUUUUAAGCAUAUAAUAGGAUACAAGCACAAAACAAGGGGGUGUUUUAUCAAUGCAACUGGACUGCUUGCCUGAUCAAUACUGAUCAAUACGUUGUGCCAAAUACUAUUUCUCUCUGCGCCUCAUUAGCUUUCCUCUUUCUCUCGACAUUUUAUUCCCCUGCAUGUUGCCGUUUCUCGCCGUUCUGAAAAUUCCUCCUGUGUCCUAAUCCCUGUCUGUGCUUCUUCCUACGCUGUGCUCUCCCCCUCUUUCUCCUUCCUCCUGUCUUGUCUUCUCAUGGGUGGUGUGUCGGGUGUGCUGCUGGUGGGAGUUAUGCACUACAGGUCAUAAGGGUAUGAAAAUAUUUUCCCAGGCCGCAGGAGUUCACAAGGCUAAAAUGCACAGAAAACACCUGCCUCCAAAACUGUGACACCCACCAAACCAACCAGCAACAUUAGCUCAAAGUAUCAAAUUCCCUCUAUAAGAAGAACAAGUAGGGUUUAGAAAGGUUCAGACUGUGAACUAUGGCCUUUUAAGGAAAGAGAAAGUGUUGUUUUUUUCCAGAAGAAGGCAAAUCUUGGUUGAAUAAAUAUUCAUAUGUUGGCUGAACAAACUGAGCUCAAGCCUCAGCCUCUAAACAAAGCAUAGAACGAACAGAAUGCAUAAGAUAGCGAGUGUAAGGUGGGAACUCGUUUGUGACCUCAAGCCGAAACAAUGACAUCCUUUAUGCAUAUCCUCUUAUCUGAAAAUGACUAGAAUUCAUUUCUGUGGAAUACAAUAUGUCAUGUCAUAUGAUCUAUAUGUACUUUAUUGUAGCUAUUCUAGUUUGUAGUCCAAAUGCAGUCCAGCGUUGUCGAUACAAUGUGAACUAUGUUAUAUUUGUGUGGAUGAUGAGAGUGCCAACUAAGCCUGAUUAAGAUUAGCUUCGCGAUUUGUUUGUGCAUUAUGAUGACUCAUCAUCAGCCGGUGGUGUCCAUAUUUCUGUCAUUGAUGAUUUAGUUUGACAGUAAGAAAAUGUAAAGAAUAUUGGAAGCAAUAUAGUAGCAUGUUGUCCUGUUUUGUGUUUUAUGUCUGUUGUAUGAACCUUUGAAAUUACUAAGAUUUUGAAUGAAUAGGUUUACAUGUACUUUUUGUAAGUUAUGAAAAUGCUGCUAUUUGAUAAGUAAACUAUACAAAAAUAUUUUAGUUGAAAAAAAUGUCUGGUCUGUUUAGAAACAUGCUCCACAAGGCUGGAGCAUAAAACGAGGUGUAUAGAAUACUAUACAGUAUUGGUAAGAUAGUAAAAGUAAUAAUAGACUCCAUAGUACAACCUGUGCCAAACUAGACCUCUGCAGCUUCUGAAAUUGUAGAUGUGCGAUCAAAUGUUAGAUAUCAAUAACUUGUUUAGAAGUGCUGAUCAAGUGCCAAUCAAACACUGUCUUUUAAGUUAAGAAAAGAUAAUCAAAUACAUUACUUAAGAAAACAAAGGACAAAGAACUUUUUGUGCAUUGUUUUAUCCCAUAGGUACAUAGACUAAGAGUUAAAGAUUGUGAUUUUUAUGGAUCCAUGUUGUUUUACACUCCAUGCAUCCCUUGUGUGUUUGUUUGACCUGUGGCUUAAGUACUGCUGUUUUCUCACAAAUGUCUCUAUAGGCCAGCAUGGACUAAGCAUAACAUGUUAUAAGCAUUCAUAACAUAACAUUAACAAUCAAAAAUGUGUUUGUGGAGUUAGGUGUUAUCUUUUUGCACGUCUUCUAUUGCAUGGUAUCAAAGUAAAUUAUGGAGGAAAAAAAUUACAAAAAUUUGCGAGGUGUUCUCGCAACAUUCAGAGACAUAACACUGCAUGAAGUCAAAUGUAAAGCACUUAAGUUUUUCUCGCCUCAUGUUAAAAAAAAAAAAAAAAGUUGGUUUUUUUUUUAAUGUUGUGAGUUGGGAGGGAGCUCAUUAUUGUCAUGUUGGCCCGAAAAAAAAAAGACACAGAAACACACACACACACACAGACACACACACAUCUCAGAUCAAAUUCUCAUCGGUUCAUCGAGUUCAUCUCUCUACAUCAUCAGAGAAGAUAUUUUCAAUUUUAGGUACAGUGGGGAGUAUUACAAAUGUGAGACAAGCAAACGUGAAAAUGUUAUUCAGUGCAUUGGCUCCUUGUGUUUUUUAUUUAGUUUUUUUUAAAGAUACCAGACAUGCGUUUGUUUUACUAACAGGUUGAACCUCAUAUAACCUGUCCCAUGAUAUUUGUAGAUUUUUUUUUUAUGUCACAGCUUGAAAGCCCAGAUCUAAUCUAUGAAUGUACCCAUUUACACUUUUUAAUUUUAUUUCUGUCGAAUGUUAUUGGUCUUCAAUGUAAAUUCAGGGCAGGAAUGUCAAAUACAUGUAGAGUUAAUAUCUAUGUCAAUAACAGAUUUCAGCUAUAGUCAGGUAGGCCUCACACGGCCAUAGUCAUGAACCAGAUAUGUUUUAACACAACUUCCGAUUCGCUGUCAACAUUAUCUUGUUUGUUUGGUGUUGCAUAAAUGCACUUUACUGAUCAGUGGUCAUAUUGGCUGUGAAAUGAAGCAAACCAUGUUGUCUUUCAACAGUUGAUCUUUUUUUUUGAUUUAUCCUGCCAUUAUUUGCUGUUACACUAAUGUUACUUUAAUUUAUUUAUUCCCUGAUCCCGUUGGGUCUCAUGAAUGAUGGAAAGGGCUGGAGUCUCAGACAAAAUAGAAAAGUUACACCUGUUCCCCCACUUGAAGGCUUCUCCUUCACAUUCCCUUCAGCAGAGGUUUGUGUCAAUCACUGAGUGCUGUAUUUUUAACCAACAGGUGAAACCAUGGGGGAUGUGUAUGCUUUUGUCCUUUUUACUUUGUUUUUUUUACUUAAAUUUGUUUUAUUUAAGGUGGUUUUCAUUUCUCCAGUAAGGUGGGAUGGAAGCACUGGGGUGGAUGUACUGCGGGAUGCAGGCUGGACAUCUGGCUGAUAUACACUGUCAGAUCUGAGAAACAUAAUUGGCACCAGCAAAAUGAAGAUUGCCUCUGCCACCUCAACAUAAUGAAAACCACAGAGGAAACCUACUAGACUUGGAAAAGCCUAGUGACGUGAAUGAUAUUUCUGUCCCAUUACUUUAUGUUACAAAGCCCUGUUGUUGCAUUUACUGCUUCACACCUGAAUGCCAAACGAACUACAACAUCAUUCCAAAAGUUGUCACGUUUGUUUUUAUUUCCACUCCAAAUGUAUUCCGGACGUUCAUCCACCACCACCACCUCGGACCCCCACGGAGCCCUUUCACAGGAAGGCUACGACUGGUUUUAACCGCUACAAACUGGCUAUAAGGCUGCUUGCUCCUCUCUUAAAACCUCUUCUACCUGAGCGUCACAAUCUCAGCCUACACGAUAUCACAAUUUGUGUUUCAUUACAAUGAGCACCCGCUACCGUGUCCACUGUUGAAAUGGAUUAAGGUAUUUCUGAGCCCUUUCGUCUGAGAAAAUACAGGAUUCUUGCCAACCAGACAUGAGGCCGUUUUUGUCUUUGACCCUCUGAACCUCCCAUGAACAUAAAGUUGACCUUCUCCAUCCCAGAAAACUCAUGUAUGUGUUGGAUUUUACACCACUUUUACUGUCAAAGUCUGUGAGGCUGUUCUUUUCGUUAUCUGGACAAUUGUGCAGGGCUGAACGCUUGCUCAAGUGUAAACUGAAGAAAGCAUGCCAGUACCUUGCAAACAUUUUCAUGUCAUUGUCGAUUUUCUUUAGGAUCGAUUUUACUUCGUUUAACCUCUGUUCUUUCCAUCUCAGAAAAAAAUGGACUGACAGCAUAAGAUCAUAUAUUCCGACCUAAGCAAAGUGAUGUUUUGUUGAUUGGGUACAUCUCUCUUGGAUAUUAAUGACAGUGGUUCGUUUGUUAUAGGGGAAUCUGUGAAAGUCCACAGUGUUAACUACUAAAAAGGGCUUUCUAGGACAGCAUUUAUAUGUCUUUUAAAAUGAAAACAUCCUCUGAAUAUUCAGAAAUGAGAGGAAAAUGCCUUCUUGUGCCAUUUUAGAAAAAGUGAAAGCUUUUAAAUGGCAAAUAUUUGUCAGCAAGAGUGCCAAAUAAUUCCAUACUGAGCCAAAAGGCUACCAGCCUACAUAAGUAAAUGUUAGAUCACAGGAAUGGUUACGUCCUGUCUCCACUCCCCUUGAAAGACAUCACCCUAAUUGUACGACGUUUGAGCUCAUGUACUAUUAUUGUUAUGCUGCCAGUCUGUUUUCUGCUUUUGUCAGAGAAACAUCUCAGAAGCAGUAUAUUUUCUAAAUGAUACACUGUUGAUAAAAAGACAGCAGCUACUAUGGCGAGAGGGAAUGAGAGGAUUUUAAAAGUGUCAUUGUUUUUAUUAUUCGUUUAUUUGAACAUUAUUCAUUAAUAGAUUUAACGGUAAUGACUAUUUAAUGUAACUGUAGUACUGUGUUUGUAAAAGAAAUUCAGUGAGUUGUGUUUUAUGACUCGUGGACUACCAGUGAAGUCAGCAUUUCAGUGUUAAUAAUUGAAUUGUUUUUUAAAGAUUAUUUUUGCGACGGCAACAAAGAGUCAUUAUAAAUGUUCAUUUUAACAUCA
Molecule: messenger RNA, 9082 nt
Organism: Hippoglossus stenolepis (Pacific halibut)
Lineage: Eukaryota; Metazoa; Chordata; Actinopteri; Pleuronectiformes; Pleuronectidae
Gene: nova1
Product: NOVA alternative splicing regulator 1
Exons: 4
Coding region: 592-2094 (500 amino acids)
Biological process (GO): regulation of alternative mRNA splicing, via spliceosome; mRNA splicing, via spliceosome
Cellular component (GO): cytoplasm; nucleus
Molecular function (GO): mRNA binding
Source: RefSeq, a predicted model, not a curated record